AUGGUUUCCAUCAACCUGGGCAGGUUAAUGCCCAAUGUCGGGGGGCCAGACAUGAAGGCACGUCGCCUCCACGCAGAAGUAUUGAAUUCGGUGGCCAUGUACGGAGCACCGGUGUGGGCCGAGUCGCUGGCCGCCAGUCGCCCGAUGCAAGCGCGGUUGCGCAGAGUGCAAAGGGGACUGGCGGUCAGGGUAGCGAGAUGCUACCGGACCGUCUCCUGCGUGGUGGCGACAGUCCUGGCGAGCAUGCCCCCUAUGGAGCUCGUGGCCCUGUCGUACAAACGCAUGUACGACAGGAAGCGCGAGCUCCUAAGAACAGGGGGGGCGGACGUACCGCUCGCCAGGACAAUAAGGGAAAUGAAGCACCAGACUCGACGGAUCCUCCUCGAAAGAUGGCAGAGGUAUCUGGCCAAUGCCAGGUACGGGAGGAGGACCGUCGAGGCCGUCCGGCCCUUCCUGCUCGAGUGGGUGGGAAGGGCCCAUGGGGCCCUGACUUUCAGGGCGGCGCAGGUGCUCACCGGGCAUGGCUGCUUCGAUGAGUCUAUAUUCACAAACCAUGGUGGCGUUAAUCGACAUAACAUGCAUUACUGGAGUGUAGAAAAUCCCCAUUGGUUACGACAAGUUGAACAUCAACGUCCGUGGAACUACCACCACUACUUGAUGAUGUUGCCUUGGACGUUCGACAAAUGCCUGCUGACAGGCAAUAUUAGCAGAUUUGCAGCAGAAACAGUGUCUGUAGUGAUCUGA
Molecule: messenger RNA, 744 nt
Organism: Harpegnathos saltator (Jerdon's jumping ant)
Lineage: Eukaryota; Metazoa; Arthropoda; Insecta; Hymenoptera; Formicidae
Exons: 4
Coding region: 1-744 (247 amino acids)
Source: RefSeq, a predicted model, not a curated record